UAGCGCUUGUCACUUUACUCGUCACAGAACACAUUUACUCUAGUGUGUGUAGUGUUUUAUUUACUCUAUGCUUGUUGUUGUUUGCAUUGCAUAUUUUAUUUUGCAAAUAGCAAAUCAAAUUGUUUACAAAUAUUUAUAAAUUACAAAUAAUGUCCCGCACAUCACACACCCAAUUCGCAGCACUUGUAGAUUUUAUGGAAAGGAAUGGGGACCUGAACAAGCCUGGCGACGGCCCGCAUGCCCGCUGGGCGGCUGUGAGCAAGUGGGAGGAGCUCAGUCGCGUGCUCAACUCAGACAGCAGUGGCACGGCCAAGACAGUAGACAAGUGGAAAAAGGUGUGGAGUGACUUUAAGAACAACACGAAGAGGAAGGCUGCAAAGAUCCAGCGCGCUGCCAGCAGUCCAGCAGCCGAUGGUCCAGGUUCCUCGCUGGUGCUGACGGACUUGGAGCAGCGGGUGCUGGUCGUGGCUGGCUGCCCGGCCCCUGCGGGGCUCCUCAACGUUGAGGUCAAUAUUGAGGAAAUUGGUGGAGAGACACCCAACCUAUCAAUAGUGAUGCAAUGCUGCAUGACACUGAUCCAGUCUCACGGUUCCGUAGUGGAGCGAGUUAUAGACGACCCGGCCUUCCAGAAGAUAUUGACACUCACUUCGCUCACUGCGGAGGAGCGGGGGCGAGUCACCUCCGAGGGAGUGAGGGCCAUGAUGGACACAGAGGAAGAGGACUACGGAGAGACUGAUACAAGCGGAGUGCAGGAACAGGCGAAUGAGACUGAAAUUCAAGAACCUAUGGUGUCCAUAAAGGGAGAGAUACCAGAGACCCACUGGCAGUGUUCGUGCGACGAGAUCUCGGGCCGCCACGACGACGCCUGUACCGCCGCCGUUGUUGACUACCUCGACCACUAUCGAGUAUGCCUCUUUUACUUAAUUUUUGUGCCAUUGGGUAUAAUAGCCAUUGGGCAUAAUGGCCUUGUGGUAGGGCCAUCUCAAGGCGAUUCCAGCCCAAUCUAG
Molecule: messenger RNA, 1007 nt
Organism: Plutella xylostella (diamondback moth)
Lineage: Eukaryota; Metazoa; Arthropoda; Insecta; Lepidoptera; Plutellidae
Source: RefSeq, a predicted model, not a curated record